Molecule: messenger RNA, 894 nt
Organism: Prorocentrum cordatum
Lineage: Eukaryota; Dinophyceae; Prorocentrales; Prorocentraceae
Source: the annotation of a GenBank genome assembly
AGGGCCGACCCCCGCGGCCGACCCCCGCGCGCAGGGAGCCCCUCCCCCGGCGGGCCGCCGCCGCUGCCGCGAUGCCGAGGCACUCGGGCUGCGGCCGCGCGCUUCGCGCGCCCCGGCCACCGCUGCUGCUGGCCGCCGCGCUCGCCUUGCUCGCGGGCGCGGCCGGGGCGCCCGAGGUCUCCGUGGAGUUCUACUACUCGCCGUCCAGCCCCAAGAGCGGGCCCUACCUGAACCGCUCGCUGGGCGCGCUGCUGGCCGCCGGGCUGCCGGGGUCGGCGGUUCGCGUCACGGUGCUGCCGUGGCCUGCGGGGGCCUUCGUGCCCACGAGGCCGUACCUCCCGACGCCCGCCGACAACGCCUCCUUCCCGGACCUGUGCGCCCUCCGGGGCGUGCUCGGCGGCGCCGCCCCGGCGGACUCGCAGGGCUUGGCCGCGGGCGUGCGUUUCGCCGCCUGCCGCGCCAGCGCCGAGUUCCGGCGGGGCCAGGUGAACGCCACGGCCUGCGCGGAGUUGGCCGACCUGCGGUGGGACGGCGGCCAGGGCCUUGAGGCGUGCGCUCAGGGCGGCGACGCCGAGGCUCUCCUGUCGGGGGGAGCGUACGGCGAGGCCAUCACGCGCACCAUGUCGCGGACCCGGUACGCCAGUGGGCUGCCGGCGAUCUUCCUGGACGGCGAUCCCCUGACCUGCCCCCGCGCCGACUUGUGCGAUUCCGUCUGGACGGAGGCGGGGCACGAAGACCUCGAGCGCCCGGGCAGCCUCCUCGCCGUGGUGUGCUCCAGGCUGAGCUCGGCGCCGCCCGCGUGCGAGGCGGCGGCCUCGGAGGCCGUGCCGGCGGACCUCGAGAAGUGCGAGAACUGCGCCGAGGUUGGCCGCUUCCGGUGGGGCUCGGACUGCC